AAAGGAGAGAGAAAGUAUUCUUUAGAGUUUGGUACCUUUCCCUCAAGUUUCUAGCUUUGCUGGUUUACCUAGCAGAGACGACGCCCGGUGCAGUCAGCGGCGGAGGAAGCUGAUAGUCAGCGGAGGAAGCUGAUGAUCGAUGGCUCUUUCUAGGCUUCGGCAUCCUGUCAUCUCACGGACACCUCUCAUUUUGAAAACACGUCUUCUCUCCUGCAGUGGCUACAGCUCCAGAUCCUUGUCUCGCGUUUGCAGUUUGCACCAAUCUCUUCUUAAUGAUGGUGGCAAAGUCUUAAGUGUCAGGCCAUCACCAUUCCCCUCUUAUGAUGGAUUACAUGACCAAUUUUCAAAGCUGAAGUUGGCUGGUUUCAGAUACUUCUCAUCUGCAGAUGCCCCUUCACAUGCAGUUAUUGGAAUGCCAGCUUUGUCCCCAACAAUGAAUCAAGGCAAUAUUGCAAAGUGGACAAAGAAAGAAGGAGACAAGAUAAAUGUUGGUGAUAUUAUAUGUCUAAUAGAGACGGACAAAGCUACUCUUGAGUUUGAAAGUCUUGAAGAGGGGUAUCUGGCAAAAAUAUUGGUACCUGAAGGUUCAAAAGAUGUGCCAGUGGGACAACCAAUUGCAAUCACGGUUGAAGAUGCAGAUGAUAUCCAAAACGUCCCAGCCACAGUCACCGGUGGAUUAGAAGUUGAAGAGAAGAAGUCAACCAACAAGAAUGAAGUGAGUAAAGGAGGAACAAGUCCUCAACCCACUGCAUCCGAUCUUCCUGAACAUAUGGUUUUGGGAAUGCCUGCUUUAUCCCCGACAAUGAACCAGGGAAAUAUUGCUAAAUGGAGGAAGAAUGAAGGCGAUAAGAUAGAAGUAGGUGAUAUCUUAUGUGAGAUAGAGACAGACAAAGCUACACUAGAAUUUGAAAGCCUUGAAGAAGGGUUUCUUGCUAAAAUAAUAGCACCAGAAGGUUCAAGGGAUAUUGCUGUUGGACAACCCAUCGCAAUAACUGUGGAGAACGAGCAUGAUAUUAAGGCCGUGAAAGAAUCAGCUGGUGUAGGAUCAACGAGCAAAGAGGAAACACCAACUUACAAUGAGACCAAAACUGAAAGUGCAGCAUCCAGCACAAAAUUUACGAGGAUCAGUCCUGCUGCAAAGAUUCUAAUUACAGAGCAUGGGUUGGAUUUGUCCUCAGUAGUGGCAACAGGCCCUCUUGGCACAUUGUUGAAAGGAGAUGUUUUAGCUGCAAUUAAAUCUGGGAAAGCCUCUCCUAAAGCUACGUCAACAGAGAAGAAACCUGAAUCACCAAAACCUUCCUCCAAUCCAUCUAGUUCAGAAUCUCUCGUGUCUGGGUCUCAUGAAGCCGACUUUGAAGAUUUUCCCAAUAGUCAAAUUCGCAAGGUAAUAGCUAAGAGGCUACUGGAAUCAAAAAUAUCUACACCACACUUAUACUUAUCUUCAGAUGUUAUACUGGAUCCUCUUCUAUCGUUUAGAAAGGAACUGAAAGAGAAGUAUGAUAUUAAAGUGUCUGUAAAUGACAUUCUCAUCAAAGCUGUUGCAGUUGCGCUGAGAAAUGUACCAGAGGCAAAUGCUUACUGGAAUGUUGAGAAAGAUGAAAUUGUUUUAUGUGAUUCCGUGGACAUAUCUAUUGCAGUUGCUACUGAGAAGGGUUUGAUGACUCCAAUUGUGAGGAAUGCAGAUCAGAAGUCAAUAUCAGCAAUAUCAUUAGAGGUCAAGGAACUAGCUGCUAGGGCAAGAGCAGGCAAACUUGCUCCCCAUGAAUUUCAAGGUGGCACCUUCAGUAUAUCCAACCUUGGCAUGUACCCAGUGGAUCAUUUUUGUGCAAUAAUAAAUCCUCCACAGGCAUGCAUUCUCGCUGCAGGGAGGGGAAACCAAGUUGUUGAACCAGUGCAGGGAAGUGAUGGAAUUGAGAGACCUGGAAUUGUCACAAAAAUGAAUUUGACGUUAUCUGCUGAUCAUCGUGUUUUUGAUGGUAAAGUUGGAGGUUCUUUCCUUUCAUCUCUAAGUUUAAACUUCAGUGAUAUUAAAAGACUUAUUCUGUGACAAUAAUGUGUGAAGAGCUUAAUAAUAAAAACCGAUACCAAGAUUUGGGUAUUUUUCUCCAAGAAGAAGAUCGUCUUCCAUUCGUGUGAUUGUUGGAGCAGCAAUUUUACUCUUUGCCAUUUCCUGGCGCCAUAUUCAUUGAUGAGAUGAGUCUGGGAGAUUGAGUCUAAUUGAGAAAAUUCUUUUUUGUUUUGUUAUUAAUUUGUUUGUAAUCAAUAUAUAUUUUUUUUUCUUUUCAUGGGUUUGAAUCCUGAAUAAUUUUUACAUUGCCUCAUUUCCUUCUAUAUGAGGUUCUAGCUAACAAUAAUAAUUCCCCCUCAGAAGAGUGCUUUGGGUAUUCAAUAAAUAAUUUUUCCCAUGAAAAGUGGGAUUCCUAUACACAGAAAUUGCAAAACAAAGGCUUCUGUUUUGACCUCAAUUUA
This is a messenger RNA of Impatiens glandulifera, 2469 nucleotides long. Its product is annotated as dihydrolipoyllysine-residue acetyltransferase component 1 of pyruvate dehydrogenase complex, mitochondrial. Gene Ontology annotation, molecular function: acyltransferase activity. NCBI's taxonomy places the organism in Eukaryota, Viridiplantae, Streptophyta, Magnoliopsida, Ericales, Balsaminaceae. The transcript is spliced from 23 exons. The record is from RefSeq and is a predicted model, not a curated record. Gene Ontology annotation, biological process: pyruvate decarboxylation to acetyl-CoA. Gene Ontology annotation, cellular component: pyruvate dehydrogenase complex; mitochondrion. The coding region runs from base 140 to 2047 and encodes 635 amino acids.